CGGGGUUGAUCGACAGAAGAGGUCCAACCGCGCGCUCAGUGCUGGUUUCGAGUUGGAUCGCGUAGCACACGAAGCAGUCGCCGUUCGUUUGGAAACGUCGAUUCCCGGUGGUGGUCAUUUUCAGCUGACGACGUGCGUCGCGGUCGCGUUGGAUACGAACCCGCAACAACAAAACCGAUCGCGGUGCCUAUCACACUGGAGGGUGCCUACCGGUGAACACCUGUUCCAAUCGGUCCCGUAAGAACAAUCCAACCAUUCGUCAAGGGGGAGUGCCUGGUGCUACAUUAGAUGCCCGGUGGUGCCUGUGAAAAAUUGAAAAUUAGAAAUUUUAACUGACCGAAUGAAGAGGGUGUUGAAUUGAAGGAGCCACUUGACAAUCGCUCUGAAGUAUCUGUGGUUUGUGUGAUUGAAGUUGGGAUUUAAGUCAAUUCAGUGUAUUUAUGCCUACCGAUGUGAGACUUAGUGGAAAUUAAGAGGUCACUGUUUUUUUUUGUUUUCGGAUUUUUGUUUCCAAGAGGAGAGAUUUCAACGCCCCCGUUCUAAUCACACAUGCGCCAAUUCCAUGGCGUGCGCUCGCGCGUGCUGGUGCUUCAAUGAGUGAUGACGAAGAGGAUUUUUUCGCCUUGGAGUUGAUGGGCGUCGUGAAACAAAAACACCAGAAAAGAUACCAUCGGCGGCAGUAGAAGUCAAGCCAAAAAAACACCGACUCACCGUCUUUUGGAAGCGGAUUUGGUGGUGAUUAUGCGACUGACGGUGCGUUGCUGGUCGUACCCCCUAUAGGCUGGCAGUGAAGACCACAGUGAAGUGUUAUUGUUGAUGAUGAUGAUGAUUAUUUUCAUUGGUGCUGCGCGUGAAUGACUUGGAUUUGUGCUUGGCCAAGCUGCUAGUUAUCGUAUAUCCCGGGUUCGUACGGAGGAAGUAGCGAAGGUAGAAGGUGUUUAUGAUGUUUUAUUGUUGUUAUUAAGAUCUGGCAGUUCUACACAGUAGUGGUAUCUCUACUAUGCGCGCAUAGGGACUCACAGAUUCAAAAUUAUCUCGUCAUGGUGCUACAUAAUUUCUUUCUGGAGAAAUUGGAUCUAUAGCUGCCCAUUGAACACAAAGCGAGCGUGAGUGAGGCCUGGGCUGCCAUGUCCAUUUCGAUGGACCAGAACAGUUGCAUCGGUUGGUCUGAUUGUAGGAAACAGCAAUUAUGAUGAACAUCACCGCCCAGGCCGCCGUUAAUCGUCUGACCGGCAGCAGCGCCACGGCUGGUCAUGGCCCUUUGGUGGCCGCGGGUGCAUCGACUGCGGCAAUCGCUUCGACGACAUCAGCGGUGAUAAGUGGCGUCGGAGGCGUCUUUCCCAAAUCCAAAGAAUGCUGGGUGCUACCCAGCAAUCAUCCGCUGAUGGCACCUCGGAUGACUAGCGAAAUCGUAAGCGACGACGAUGACGACGACGACGAAGAUGAAGACCAAGGGGAAUCCCAAAGCGAAGACGAUGAGUCAUGUGGCACAGUUAGUGAUUACUCGACGGAGGAGGUUCCAGUGUGGAUCAAAGGGGAACAAAGGUUCAUUUCCGGUGUGACAGAGGAAACAACCUGCGGAGAUCUCAUAGAAGCGUUGAUACAGCAGGAAAACUUGGGUGCGGGGUCCAGUGGGACAAACGAAACAAAAGAAUACUGCAUUACAGAGCGGUGGCGGCAAGUGGAGCAAGUUCUCGACUGUAAAACGAAAGUCUUGCAGAUCUGGUCGGCUUGGGGUAAAGCACAGCCGGAGGUAAAAUUUAUUCUCCGUCGAAUGGAUGGAUCUCACGGAUUGGCCCUGGCACCACCGUCCACGGGUGGUGCCAUCGGAUUGCCAGCCGAGCGUGACAAAGACAGUGGUCGGGGUAGCCCCACGGGGAGCAUCAAUAGUGCAAUAGUGCGCCGGAAGCGUCAUCGAGCGUCAAAGUCGUCCUUCGCGUGGAUGACCCACGGAACCACCAUUCAUCCAAAGUCCAACAAAAACUCGAUCGAGCGGCUCAUGAAACUUAUUCUAGAACAAGGGGACAUUAUUCAGCAGCAGUUGUCGAAAUUGAGAGACCGUGAGCUCCAGAUAAGCAAAAUCGAGGAGGACCGUCACCGAGUCCGUGAGCGAGCCCACGGCAAAAACUACCUUCUCGAAACCUACCUGAAGGGGCUGCCGGAAUCGUCCGAAGUGGAUCGUAACGCCGGGGACAGUGGAGUCACGUCGGAAGCCACCACUGCGGCAUCACCCGAAAUUGAGUCCUGCAUCGAGCGGGAUGCCGAUUCACCGAGCACUUCGGUGGAAAAAGAUGGAACCGCGAAGGAGCAGAUCAAAAUGCUGGAGAAGAUUGUCCAGUUGAACAAGCGCAUUGUGAAGGAGGAAGAAACGGCAGUGAAGCUGUACGACAGAAUAAGGCGCUAUCAGCUGGACAUUCCGAAUCAAUCGCAAACUCAAAUCGAGGAAAAUCUGUCCAAGGUGAAUGCGAGUCUGGAGAAAAGCGGUUGUGAGUUGCAAAUGAUCGAUGACAAUCUUAAGCAUUCGGACAUGAUGUUGAAGGAAAGAACCUCUCUUCUGAAGUGCCUUCAGGAUGAACUUGAGGAUAAAGAUGAGCCAAACAACAUUAUAAUGGACUUUUCCUUGCCUAAUCCGGUGUUGAGAAUUAGUCCUUCUGCUGAUGCAACCGGAUCGCAUCAGAGCAAUUCCCCGGUACCGAUCAGUUACCCGCUAUACACAAUCAAUGAACAACCGAGUUCCAAUACCCUGCCUCGAAGCCAACGUUUUCCGGUUACGCCACAAAGUACAGUACCUCAAAUCUCCGUCCACCAGAUCAACAAGUUCAUUCAAAGCAACAGUAAGUUGGGAAGUAACUGUAAUACCAUGCUGGAUGACAAGAUCUGCCCCAAGCAACUAUUCAACUCGGCAAUCUAUGCGCUACCAAUGAAACAUCACGGGUUGGAGGUUCCGAAGAAACCUCCGGAUGACGAUUUGACCAACAUGGGAACGCUCGUGUGAGGGUGCUAUCAAUUAUACAACAAACGCAACACAAAUCAAAGAGACGUGAGCAGAUACAUUUACAAUAAUUUCAUCGAAUCAUCUCAGCAUCUUAGUUGUAUUAGAAUAAGUUAAAAUCGAAAUCAUUCUUAUAACCAAACAUAUCACCUAAGAGUAGAGAUUAGUGAGCGGUUAGUAAGUGUGCAAACACGCGGUAAAGUAGUAUCACAUCCAUAGGAGUGUUAAUUUCGUUUUAGUUUUUUGCUGUUUUCGUUUACAUAACAAUUGUUUUGAUAAGCUAGUCAUAGUAAGAUUUCAAUUGCAUUUUAUGCGGUGAAGUGAGGCAACGAAUAUUUUGACAGGAUCAAAGAACUCUUAAGUACAUAUGAUGCCUAAAGUGGAUUCUUAUUUAUAGCGCGUACUUUAGAAUAAAACAUUUGUGUGUGUCGUUCGGCCCUCUAUUGAGUGUAAUUGUUUUUGCUGUAAAUUAACUUUACCCAUGAUAUCUGGCAAUAAAAACUGAAGCUACCAAAACACCAACAAGCUGUUUCAU
Molecule: messenger RNA, 3527 nt
Organism: Armigeres subalbatus
Lineage: Eukaryota; Metazoa; Arthropoda; Insecta; Diptera; Culicidae
Product: ras association domain-containing protein 10
Exons: 5
Coding region: 1190-2995 (601 amino acids)
Biological process (GO): signal transduction
Source: RefSeq, a predicted model, not a curated record